UGAAGUGCAAACAAGAACUCAGUGCGCAGCUGCUCAGCCAACAUGGUUUGAUGCUUGGAUAGUGGAUUCAUCAGCAUCCGGCAAAAACUAAAGUAGAGGAGCAGGAAUACUUUUCUUAUCACACAUUAGUGCUCAGCGUGUGGUUUACUCUCAGACGGGUGGGUGCCCAGAGUUCCUUGGAGGCUGGCAGGUGAGCUGUCAGGAACGAGCAAACACAAACCGAGUUCAUCCAAAGAAUUAACAAUUUACCUGUCUCUGUGAGGAGUUUGACAGUCUGAACGCAUGAAUAGAUGUGGAGCAUGGUUCUUUUUCAUCCAACAGAGGAGUGACAGUGUCUUUGCCAGGCUUACUGGGAGAGGACAAUGGCCCUGAGCGAUGCAAGUGGUGACCCUCUAGCCCUCAGCAACGGAGGGCACCAUCCUCUCAGUGCCAACGGAAACACCAGCUCACCAGUUAGCAACGGCCAGGACCCUCUCAGAGCCACUUCUAGUGGUGACUGCCUCACAGCAGAUGGAGAUGAAGAUGUGACAGUGAAGGAUGAGGCGUCCAAAGUUCAGCAGAGAUCGCAUGUGCUCCUGAGAACAAAUAGACCAAGCCAAAAUGGCGGCAUCGUCAAACAGAAUGGCUCCCUGAGGAACCUUCCCCCAUCCUCCCCUGCCUCUUCCUCCCCGGCUGUCACAGACUCCCAGAGGCUGGCCAAACGCCACCUUUCCUCUACUCUUUCCCCGUCCUCGUCCUCCCCUUCUCUCCAGCCCCCGCCACUCUGCUGUCCGCACUGUCACUUCCACUCCACCCUGUGCUGUCCCUGUGGACAGCAGGAGUGUCCGCUCUUCCAGAAUCCAGGCACAGGGCCUGGCUCCAUUCCCCACCCUGGGACCACUUCAUCCUGCCCGUGCUGCCUCUCUGCCUGCACAUACUCUCACCCUCAUCCCCAUCCUCCUCACCCAUCCUCCCCUCUCUGUCUCCAACACCACCAUCACCAGCGCUGGCAGGAGCACCUCCAGAACCAGACACCUGGGAUCAGCCCUGCAAGGCCCUUUCGAUUCCCCAAAAGCUAUGCCGAGCUGAUAGCUGACUGGCCAGUGGUGGUGCUGGGGGUGUGCACAGUGCUCAUCGUGGUGUGUGCCCUUGUGGGCAUCCUGGUGCCUGACCUGCCGGAUUUCUCUGACCCACUGCUGGGUUUUGAGCCACGAGGAACAGCCAUUGGGCAGCGACUGGUGACCUGGAACAACAUGGUGAAGAACACGGGCUACAAAGCUACACUGGCCAACUACCCCUUCAAAUACGCUGAUGAGCAGGCCAAAAAUCACCAGGAGCCCCGGUGGCCCGAGGACCACUUUGACAGAGACAAACGGCAAGCAGAGUGGGACUUCAGUAAAGAGUUCUUCUGUGAUGUGCCAGGUGACAGUUACUCUAGACUGGUAUUCACAUCAGCUGAGGGGAAGAGCCUGUGGAGUAUUCAGGCCAUCAAAUCCAUGUGCAAUCUGGACAACACAAGGGUGCGUUCCCAUCGUGACUACUGGAGUCUUUGUCAGCGCACCAAUGACGCCUCCUGCUGCCCCAGCUGGACACUUGGUAACUACAUUGCUGUCCUCACUAACAGGUCGUCCUGCCAGAAGAUCACAGAGCGUGAUGUAUCGCACACGCUCAAGAUCCUGCGCUCAUGUGCAAAGUACUACCACAAUGGCACACUGGGACCCGACUGCUGGGACAUGGCCUUGCGACGGAAAGACCAGCUGAAGUGCGCCAGUGUGCCCCGGAAGUGCACCAAGUACAAUGCUGUCUACCAGAUCCUUCACUUCUUGGUAGACAAGGACUUCCUCAGUCCCAAGAGCCUGGAGUUUCCUCCACCUGUGCUCAAAUACAGCAUGCUCUUCUCCCCCACAGAGAAAGGAGAGUCUAUGAUGAACAUUUACUUGGACAAUUUUGAGAACUGGAACUCCUCAGACGGCAUCACCACAGUCACAGGGAUCGAGUUUGGCAUCAAACAUGACCUCUUUCAGGACUACCUCCUCACAGACACGGUGUAUCCAGCAAUAGCCAUAGUGAUCGUCCUGCUGGUCAUGUGUGUGUACACACGCUCAGUUUUCAUCACUCUGAUGACAAUAAUAGCCAUCAUCAGCUCACUCAUUGUGUCUUACUUUCUUUACCGAAUGGUCUUCAACUUUGAGUUCUUCCCCUUCAUGAACCUCACGGCCCUCAUUAUCCUAGUCGGCAUUGGUGCGGACGAUGCCUUCGUGCUUUGUGAUGUGUGGAACUACACCAAGUUUGACAAGCCACAUGCUGAGCUGGCAGAGACGGUUGGUGUGACCUUACAGCAUGCCGCCCUGUCUAUGUUCGUCACCAGCUUCACAACUGCUGCAGCUUUUUACGCCAAUUACGUCAGCAACAUCACUGCCAUACGCUGUUUUGGUGUCUACGCGGGUACUGCCAUACUGGUAAACUAUAUUCUCAUGGUGACAUGGCUUCCAGCUGUGGUGGUGCUACACGAACGCUACCUGCCUAAUAUGUUUCCCUGCACCAAGCCUCCACACCAGCAGAGAGGUUAUUGUACCCGCAUGUUCUGGGCAGGUCUUUGUCAGAAGGCCAACAAAUGCCUGUUUACUGUGUCUGAGGCAUCCAGGAUCUUCUUUGAGAAGGUCCUGCCUUGCAUCGUCAUUAAACUGCGCUACCUCUGGCUCUUCUGGUUCCUCGCCAUCACCGUGGGCGGGGCCUAUGUGGUUUGUGUCAAUCCUAAGAUGAAGCUCCCGUCUCUGGAGCUGGCGGAGUUUCAGGUGUUCCGAUCCUCACACCCAUUUGAGCGCUACGACGCAGAGUACAAGAAACUGUUCAUGUUUGAGAGGGUUCAUCAUGGCGAGGACCUGCACAUGCCUAUCACCAUCAUCUGGGGCGUGACACCUGUGGAUAAUGGGGACCCCCUGAACCCCAAGAACAAGGGAAAACUAAUGCUGGAUAACAGCUUCAACAUCGCCAGUCCAGCAUCUCAGCAGUGGAUCCUCAGCUUCUGCCAGAAACUGAGAAAUCAGAGCUUUGUCUUUCAAUCUGAGGAGCAGGACUUCACCAGCUGCUUCAUCGAGACAUUCAAACAGUGGAUGGAGAACCAGGACUGCGAGGAGGCUUCAGUUUACCCCUGCUGCAGCCAGUCCACCUUCCCCUACAAGCAGGAAGUCUUUGAACUGUGCAUCAAGCGAGCCAUUAUGGAGCUGGAUCGCAGUACAAACUACCAUCUAGACAGCAAGACCCCUGGACCUCGAUUCGACAUCAAUGACACCAUUAGAGCCAUAGUGUUAGAGUUCCAGAGUACUUACCUCUUCACCCUGGCCUAUGAGAAGAUGUACCAGUUCUAUCGUGAGGUGGAUGCCUGGAUCACUGAGGAGUUACGGUACGCUCCAGCAGGCCUCAGCCACGGCUGGUUCAUCAGCAACCUGGAGUUCUAUGACCUCCAGGACAGUCUGUCAGACGGCACUCUGGUUGCCAUGGCACUGUCAGUGGCUGUAGCUUUCAGCGUUAUGUUGCUGACUACCUGGAAUGUCAUCAUCAGUCUGUACGCCAUCCUGUCAAUAGCUGGUACCAUCUUUGUCACAGUGGGCUCCCUGGUGCUGCUUGGCUGGGAGCUCAAUGUCCUUGAGUCCGUCACUAUUUCAGUUGCAGUGGGGCUCUCUGUGGACUUCGCAGUCCACUAUGGCGUGGCCUAUCGGCUCGCCCCUGAGCCUGACCGCGAGGGGAAGGUGAUUUUCUCCCUCAGCCGCAUGGGCUCUGCCAUCGCCAUGGCAGCACUAACCACCUUUGUUGCCGGGGCAAUGAUGAUGCCCUCAACUGUAUUAGCCUACACCCAGUUGGGCACAUUCAUGAUGCUGAUCAUGUGCAUCAGCUGGGCCUUUGCUACCUUCUUCUUUCAGUGCAUGUGUCGCUGCCUUGGACCCCAGGGGACCUGCGGCCAGAUACCCCUGCCCAAAAAGCUGCAGUGUCAGGUGUUUUCUGAGGUCACAGCCACGGGCCCCUCACCUCAAGGGAAAGGCUCUGGCCUGGGGAAGUACCAGCUGGACAGCAGGGGAGGGGAGGUGGAGCAUUAUGAAUUGGAGCCUUUGGCCUCCAGUCAGAAAACUGAAGAGAAGCCCAGAGAGGGGCAGGAGGUGUGUGCUCAGCUUUACAAUGGCAUCCCCCCUCACCACCACACUGCUCCUUAUUCACACAUCCAUUACAAGAGCAAAACUGAGACAGGCAGGAGUGGCCCUGAGAAUGGCCUCGUAGCUGCACUGAGCACACCGUCCAGGUGCCAGUACUCUCAAAACACUAACUGCACAUGUGGGGACUCUUCUUCUCCUCACCACCUGUCUCAGCAGUGGAACCCCCACCCCUGUGCUCAGCCUCCCCAGGACUCUCCCUCCUGCGCUCCCACCCCUCAGCUCUUCCCGCUCUCAGGAAGCCAACAAAAUGCAGCCCUGUUACCUACAAACCUGGAACCAGUCUACACACACAUGGAGUGCCGUAUGCACUACGUACACUGUCCCCCUGCCCAUUUCCACCACUGCUCCCAAGGGAGAAUAGUGGCCCCCAGGCACGGACCUGCCCACAGCUGCCAUCUCAGGAAGUAUUGUGUCCACACUGCAAGCCUGCAGGCUGCUUCAGCCAAAGAACACAGAUCUACAGCUCUGAGCCAGGACACCGGCCCUGCUCCCGGCUCAGAGCCUGUGGGGCAGGAGGAUGACCACAGACAUGAAACAAGGCCCUCAAGCCCUGACAGUGGCCAAGAUGUCAGCACCCCAACCCUGACACAAGCUCAGACACAAUGCCCCUCCCCCUUACUGGGCUCACCACACACAACCAGUCAGGAAAGACACAAGGGAAGGGACAGUGACCAUUGUUGUGGAGACAAGCACAUGUCCACCACAACCACAGAUACAACACAGAUGGAACCUUGUUGUAAAAUCCCUGGCAACCAGGAGAAGCUGAAAAGUAUUCCCGUCAAACGGGAGGAAAGUGUCAAAAAGUGCAAGCAGAACUCAAAAAGACAGCGGGCGUCCUCUGCCUCUCCAAAGAAACUCUACUGUUUUAACAGGGCAUUGAAGGUGAAGUGCAGUUCAGCUUCAGAGUUUAACAUGCCAAAAACUGAAACCAGCGUGCCUCCUAUUGCAAUAAACACCAAUCCCUCUUCUGAAAGCUUAUGUUGAUGAUACAUUGAUAUUUUAACAAAAUACACAACAAAUAGCAAAUGUCCAAAAAAAAAAGGAAUGACACAUCUCUGCAAUCAAUGUUUGCGAUGUGUUUGCUGACCAAGUGCCUCAGUGUGUUUAUAAAACAGCACGGAUCCACGCAAUCUCAUCUGUUUACAUGUUUCUUUUUGGACUUACCAGGUCUCCAUGUGCCAUAUUCUGUGUUAGAUUUUACAGGGAACACUCACUAUUGUUAAAGCAAUAUCAUUAUGGGAAAUUCAUUUUCUUUUCACAAAAACACCUCCAUGAAAUCUAACUAACAGCAGUGUUAAAUAUACUCAUACUGCAGCCAUUUGCACCAACAUGAAAUGGUAUAGUAUAUAUUGUGAUAUUGUGUGUAAUUAUCAAUAUAUGUCGUCAGAUAUGAUCACAUCGACCAUAACAAACGUGCCACAUUUUACAAGGUGAUAAAAAGUUGUUGCUUGACACUUUUUGUUUUUGUGGGAGGCAGUGGUAAAUUCAGUGUGUUCUUGUGUUCAAGUCACCACACGCUGCCUCAGAUAAAAGAUGUACUGUAUGAUUAAAGUGUCUUUUUUUUUUUAUCACUUUUGUCCCGCUGUCUCCUAUUGUCUGCUCUUCCUGUCUUCAGUAUAUUGUACGCAGACCAUAAAAUGAGACAAGGCUCUGUUCAAAGCAGAGGGUAUAUCUUUAAUCAUAACAGUGUACACCUGUUUGAUUGUCUCAUAACUGCUGGCGCCUUUACUGCUAUCUGUUCCAUCUGGCCUGAGGUCAUUGAGUGGAUUUAAACUGGGCUGGCCCGCCUGCUCUUUACGUUCGUGUACACUUGAUUUACACCAGAAUAACACAUUUUAUUAGUGGUUGUGAUACAGAUCUCAUCUUCUCAGAGUCCACCUACGGCAUUUCUAAGUGUUUACGUUUAGAAAUGGGUUUGGCAACUGCAUAAAAAGAUGAAACUGUAAUUAUAAACUCAUUUGAGGAGCCGGGUUAAUAGAAAGAUAAACAGCUUUGUGUUGUGUGCUGCAUUACAUGCAUCAGCUGGAAGAAGUGCUCUUCACUGUUAGGCCUGCCGAGGCAGACUGCUUUAAUUAUAGGGAGAUGACUCUCUGGCACUCGGCAAACAACUCAGCUGCCAUCAGCAGUGGUUUUACUUGUCUAACAAAUAUAUAUUUUGAAUGAGUUAUUCUUUUGUAAUAUUUCCAGGGCAACACUGGAACAAAAUCUGCUGACUGUUGGGCCUGGUUUCUCUUUAAAACAGGACCUGUUUAUGACUGCUGUUUUAUACAUCAGCCUUCUACAAACUAUUGGGAGGAUAUUAAAGGAGCGCAGAUGCUUUUCACAUUCAGCGUUAGAGCAUCUUUAAUCAAUAUGUUUACAGUAACAAUUGGCUAAAUGAGAAAGCAUGAAAAAUGAGCCUUGUAGGGAAGAACUAUGAAUGGAUAAAGAGUCUGGACACAGUGUAGGUGGGGCCCCGUCUAUUCUUUUGAAAGUUGCUAAGUGGUGCAUGAAACCCAAAAAGUUCAAUUGCGGCGUAUAAAAUUACCUGGAUGAUCGGUGAACUGUGCAGCCCAUAGAGCAGGUGUACUUCUGCCACCUGCAUUAGCUACUUCAGUUAUCACUUACUUGAACGGGAAUAAAAUAAUGAAAUUGUGAGGCUCUUCUAGAGUUUUCGAAUAUUAUCGGACUGAAUGGCUCAAAUUCUGAUACAGAAACGAGUCAUUUUGCGAGGGUUGUGACACUCAAAAAAUGUAUCCACUGAUGUACAGAGGUCUCUUUCAUUAUGUAAGUCUGUGGGAAAAAGUUUUUUUUUUGCCCAAUGGCAUCAUGUGACAGACCCGGAAGUUGGAAUUCCACUGUUUGGCCCAUAGACUAUAUAUGAAGAUGGACGACAUCACAGCUCCUGAGAAGUGAAGCCAAAACACCUGGAUUGCCCCCUGGUGGAUUGCUGCAGUAUAGAUAAUAAACCCCACCCGCUCCAUCUACAGAGAUGGUACAUUGGCCAAACUAAAGAUUGAAAGUACAACUCUCAAACAAAUUUUUCCUGAAUAAUGUUUCUGCCAUUUAAGGUAGUUUUUAAUCACCCUGUAUGUUCAAGUGUUUGUUUUUCUGAUAAGUUUGUUUAUGAUUAGUUAUUUGAUGCUAUAAAAAGGGGAUUUGACAUCAUGAGUGAAAGCUGUGUGCCAGUCGGUGUGCUUGCAUUCAAUGGCGAUGCUCGUAAUUCGUUGAAUGGGUGUUUGGGCAGGAACUCAAGGCCACAGAAAUCGCUAAUGCAGACUCUGGUUCCAAAUGAUCAUCAGAGUAAGAUGUAGUGGCCGUAUCCCGGAUAUUUUGGCUUUAUUUUUGUACAGUGAGAGGAACUCCUGAUACAGUUGUUGUGGUGUGCUUAUUUUUUUAAGCUAGCACAAGAUAGGGGUACCUUUUUAAACUAGAAAAUAGAUGCCAUCCAUUGUCGCCAUAGCUUGUAGGGAAUGGGGCUAAAUUAUUCUCUAAAUUUGAGCUAAAUUUAGGUGAACAAACAACCAGCUUGUCCUUUUUCAAAAGGGUUUCUUGAACUCUCACUUCAACAUAUCUGAACGAAAAUGGGUUCCAUGGGGACCCACGAGUCUCCACUAAACUUGAGAAGGCUUGUUCCCAAUGUUUUGUUUCCUACAAUCAAUGUACCCCUUAGUGUUAAAGCUGUAUUUCUUACUUUUACAGGAAAAGGCCUGCCAGCCUGCUUGAAGAACAAUUAUUGGCCUAACAAAGAUACACAUUAACUGUUGUGGAAGUGUAACUGUAAAAUAAGAGACAAAGUUUAUCAGUUUGUGAUUUCUGAAGUCUCACUGACAUAGUUUGCAAUUAACCAGUAUACUUUAAAAGCAUAAUAGAAUUCCUGAAAUUCAGUUAUGACUUUUGGUUUUGGUGUAAGAUUUUUAGUGGCCCCAUCUGGCCUCCCCAGUGACAAAUUUCUGGGGGUGCCCCCUGCUAUAUGGAGCUUUAUGGCAUCUUUCAGCGUGUUUUGUUUUUUGGGUUGCUGCUUAAAUGUUUUGGUCUUAUAACUGUCACAGCAAUAUUUUGUGGCACACCAAGCUGUUUUCUACUAAAAUCAUCAUCUCCGCCCACACAUAAACCAAGCUUAGGCCACAAUGUCAGUGCUGAUUAAUAUGUGCCACUGUAGCUUGGAGCAAGUUAGCUAGCUAGUGAAUGCUUACCUUAGCUAGCAAGCUAACGUUAGCAUUGUCUCGCAUUGUUGUUCGCUGUACUAAAUCAUUAAAGACCCAACAAACAUUAGUAAUGGCUUCUAUUAUUAGUAUUCUGUUAUAGGAUAGAGCCGGUACGAAAGAAACACGGUACAAAAAUAAGACUGAGCUAUUAAUUCCUUCAUAAAACAUUUCAAUAGUAUCUAUAAAUUGACUUCCAAAACCAAACAAUUUAACACAUUCUGUAAGAAACUUAUGUUCAUUGGUGUCGAAGGCUUUGUGAAAGUCUAAAAAGAGAAUAAACACCUUGAGUGUACUAAAUCUGCAUAGUCUAAUAAAUCCAAAAUAAGUCUGGUGUUAUUACUUAUGUGUCUAUCUUUAAUGAAACCUUAUUGUGUUUCAGCAACAGUAUGAGUUAGACCCAUCUUUAAUCUAUUUGCAUAAACUGAUGCCAGAAUCUUGUAAUCAAUGGUAAGGAGAGUAAUGGGUUGCCAGUUUUCUAUCAGUAAGUUGUCUUUAUCUGGUUUCGGGAUUAGCGAUAUAACGCCUUGUUUCAUAGUUUCAUCUCUCCCUGACCAACACACUCACAGUACAUACAAAAUAAAGGUAAAAUUCAACUGAAAGCCCAUCUAUACCUGGGGAUUUACCCUUUUUCAUUGAGAAAUGAGCAGUCUUAAUUACCUCUUUUUUUCAGUUCCUUAUCAAUUGUGACUAGCUAUGUGUUUUUUAGUACUAAUUACUUACUAAUAAACUUUUCACAAGAAGAGCUGUUGAAUUCUGAUUUGUACAAGUUGCUAAUUAAAGGAAAACACAAAAUCAGAUAUUAAUUUGUGGUCCGUACAUUUACUACCAUUAAUAUUAAGCAUACUUGGUGACUUUCUUUGACCAUUUCUUUUCUCCAAAGCAAAAAAAUAGCUGGAGUUUGUUUGCCCCUCUUCCAGCCACUUGGCUUCAGAUCUCACAAAUGCACCCUUGGCUAAUAAUU
Molecule: messenger RNA, 9335 nt
Organism: Epinephelus moara (kelp grouper)
Lineage: Eukaryota; Metazoa; Chordata; Actinopteri; Perciformes; Serranidae
Gene: disp1
Product: dispatched homolog 1 (Drosophila)
Exons: 12
Coding region: 363-5171 (1602 amino acids)
Cellular component (GO): membrane
Source: RefSeq, a predicted model, not a curated record